Messenger RNA from Candoia aspera, 1037 nucleotides. It is a transcript of the gene NPY, whose product is annotated as neuropeptide Y. The coding region runs from base 483 to 776 and encodes 97 amino acids. The record is from RefSeq and is a predicted model, not a curated record. NCBI's taxonomy places the organism in Eukaryota, Metazoa, Chordata, Lepidosauria, Squamata, Candoiidae. Gene Ontology annotation, molecular function: neuropeptide Y receptor binding; neuropeptide hormone activity. Gene Ontology annotation, cellular component: extracellular region. Gene Ontology annotation, biological process: feeding behavior; neuropeptide signaling pathway. The transcript is spliced from 4 exons.
GCUUAAGGAGGCGGGUGGAACGAUGCUUUCAAGACCGGUGCUGCGUCAAAAGUUUCGGUUCCAGCAGUUCCCCCUGGGGAGCAGUGGAUCCGCCGAGGCUUUGCAAAAAGGUGUUGCUCUGCGGAAACAUCGGGGAAAAUCUUUUUUUCGGCUUGUUCGUUUGAUUUAAACUUGUCCGAGGGUGGCCGGAAGGCAAGCGCCUCUGACUCAACAGCUUUGCGCCCCUCCCAAUUCAGCAGCCUUCAACGCCAAACACGGGACAAGGCGCAAACAGAGAGUAAGGAAACCGCGGGCGAGGAAGGGGGAUUUGAAGUCACCCAUGCGCGAUCGCUGGAGGCCCCUCCUGCCUGCCGGAGGAGCCAUAAAAAACCCUCGCCGAGGCGCGCAGCCCCACACUGGGAGAACGGAGCCAUUGGCGAGGAAGGCGGCCGAUAUCGAUCCGGGAGUAGCAGAACAAGCGAGAGUCUUACGUACCACAGAAGAUGCAGGGGACUAUGCGGUUGUGUCUGUCCAUGAUGACACUUGCCCUGUGCCUGCUGAUCUGUCUGGGAACAUUGGCAGAAGCAUAUCCCUCCAAACCAGACAGCCCUGGUGAAGAUGCGCCUGCAGAAGAUAUGGCCAGAUACUACUCGGCAUUGAGGCAUUACAUUAACCUCAUCACACGGCAAAGAUAUGGAAAACGAUCAAGCCCAGAGACACUGAUCUCCGAUCUUUUGUUGCGAGAAAGCACGGAAAACAUUCCUAGAUCUAGGUAUGAAGAUCCUGCAAUGUGGUGAUGGGAGUCACAGCCGACCUUCAGUCUUUUUUCCUAGUUUUCACUCCAUGUGCCAUAGGUAGAAGACCAGUUGGAGGUCCACCCACCAGUGCAUGCAGCCAUUGUACUGAAUUCUGUAGGUUCCCCCCCCCCUUCAUUAUCCUUGUACAUACAUUUAUUUAAAUAAAUUACUUGUGCACUCUAAAUGGUAACAUUUUAAUGCAAGAGGGUCACUAUAAUGAGUAGAGAUUUUUUAAGCUAUUAACAUUUAAUUUACAACUUC